CGUUGGAGGCGCGUCCAUUUUGUCGACGCGUACGAUCCCGGUUAGUCGACGCCGGUGUAGAGUAUAAUUCACGUUCGAUGUGAGUUCACAGCCACGGGGCGGUUAUAGUCGUGUAGGGUCAAUCGCGAGCAGUGGCUGUCUGUCGGCGGCGUACCGUAUCAUAUAAUUUACGUCUUUCGAUUCGUUGAAUAAGUCUGUUUGUAAACGUGUGUGAGAACUCUGUAGAAGGGCAAUCGUUUAGAAGAUUAUCAAGGAAAACUCGAAAACCUAAUAGACCUAUCAAGAGAUUUUUUUUUCUUUUCCGUCUAUCGCGUCUUCUUUCGAGAUUUUGGGACAAGAUGGCGGAGAUACAGGGAACCCCGGUAGCUCAGGACGCCCUGUCCGUCGUACAGCUGGAACUUGGUGGUAAUCCAAAUGCCUUGGCGUUGCGCAGGCCGUUCGACCCGGUGGCACAUGAUCUCGAUGCGACCUUCCGCUUAACGCGGUUCGCCGACCUAAAAGGAUGAGGGUGUAAAGUCCCUCAGGAGGUUCUUGGGAAACUCCUAGAGGGACUACAGGCCGACGAUAAUGCCGCACAGGAUCAUGAACAUGCCCACUUUAUGCAUAUGGCCAUUCCGCGCAUCGGCAUUGGUAUGGAUUCUUCCGUAACUCCUUUAAGACAUGGUGGACUAAGCUUGGUACAAACGACAGAUUUUUUCUACCCACUAGUCGAUGAUCCCUAUAUGAUGGGAAAAAUUGCAUGCGCCAAUGUCAUCAGUGAUUUAUAUGCCAUGGGAGUCACUGAAUGUGACAAUAUGUUAAUGUUGUUGGGUGUCAGUACAAAAAUGACAGAAAAAGAGCGUGACGUUGUUGUUCCAUUAAUUAUGAGAGGUUUUAAAGAUUCAGCAUUGGAAGCUGGAACGACUGUUACUGGUGGUCAAACAGUUGUUAAUCCUUGGUGUACAAUAGGUGGUGUUGCUUCUACCGUUUGUCAACCAAACGAAUAUAUUGUACCAGAUAAUGCAGUGGUUGGCGAUGUACUUGUGUUAACAAAACCUCUUGGUACGCAAGUUGCUGUAAAUGCGCAUCAAUGGCUGGACCAACCUGAUCGUUGGAAUAGAAUUAAACUUGUUGUUAGUGAAGAUGAUGUAAGGAAAGCUUAUCAACGAGCAAUGGAUAGUAUGGCUCGAUUAAACAGAAUAGCUGCGAGAUUAAUGCAUAAAUAUAAUGCACAUGGAGCAACGGACGUUACAGGCUUUGGCCUUUUAGGACAUGCACAAAACCUCGCAAAACACCAGAAAAAUGAAGUCUCCUUCGUUAUCCAUAACUUACCUGUUAUUGCGAAGAUGGCAGCGGUAGCUAAAGCUUGCGGUAACAUGUUCCAAUUACUUCAAGGACAUUCUGCUGAAACAAGCGGCGGGCUUCUUAUAUGCCUUCCUCGAGAACAGGCGGCUGCAUAUUGCAAAGAUAUAGAGAAACAAGAGGGUUAUCAAGCGUGGAUAAUUGGUAUUGUGGAAAAAGGAAAUCGUACUGCUAGAAUAAUCGAUAAACCUCGAGUAAUCGAGGUACCAGCCAAGGAAAAGGAUGGAGAGCUCUGGUAAAAUAGCCGAAGAUUCUCAUUCGUUCUUUCUAUACAUUUAUAUAUUUAGAUAGCACACUGGAACACGCGACAUACAAUUAAUAACACAAUCGAAUUACACGUGCAGGAUUUAAGAAAUCUAAGCCUCCAAUUUAUUCAAUUUAUUUCACUUUUGCUUUUGCUUGACAAAAAUAUUAUCUCGUUACGAUAAUAGCAUUUUA
Messenger RNA from Vespa mandarinia (Asian giant hornet), 1779 nucleotides. It is a transcript of the gene Sps1, whose product is annotated as inactive selenide, water dikinase. Gene Ontology annotation, cellular component: cytoplasm. The record is from RefSeq and is a predicted model, not a curated record. Gene Ontology annotation, biological process: L-selenocysteine biosynthetic process. Gene Ontology annotation, molecular function: selenide, water dikinase activity; ATP binding. NCBI's taxonomy places the organism in Eukaryota, Metazoa, Arthropoda, Insecta, Hymenoptera, Vespidae.